CAGCAGCCCCGGUGGUCCACUUGUUGAUCAAUGAUGCUCAAUCAGUCAGCGGAAAGUUUCGUCAAAACCGACGGUGAAUACAGUGACUUUAUGGAUUUCACAGUUUUUCAAGUGCCUUUAAGCUCGGCCCCGACCGAAAUUCAUAGGCACACUCUUCAUUAGUCCAAUGGAAAUAUAACAGUGUCUGACAGAUCACCUCUAAUCCUCACCAAUAUGGCCACGAGCUUCGUCUCAACACCGUCUUCGAAGGUUGGAGUCAAAAUAGUUUUGAUAGCUACCACCUUAUUUUUUGCGUAUUCAAUCGGAUAUCCGGUCUAUACAUUGUUCUUCUACCCACUGAAGAAAGUGCCUGAGCCAUUCCUGGCUAGAUACACACGCCUUUGGGAGUUGUGGACUGUUGCUUGGGGAAAUUACAAUUUGGAACUCACCCAGCUACACGAGAAAUACAGUCAAUGAGAUCCUUUCAAGGCUUUCGCAGUAUUCUGGAACUAAACAAAAGUCGAAAAAGGCAACGUUGUGCGGCUAGCACCUAAUCGCUUCAGUUUCAACAGCAUGGAG
Truncatella angustata is the source of this 558-nucleotide messenger RNA. RefSeq lists its product as uncharacterized. The record is from RefSeq and is a predicted model, not a curated record. NCBI's taxonomy places the organism in Eukaryota, Fungi, Ascomycota, Sordariomycetes, Amphisphaeriales, Sporocadaceae. Bases 214 to 456 code for a protein of 80 amino acids. The transcript has a single exon.